CCGAACUACACCAGUUCGCUUUGUUCAGUAACAUUAGCUCCGGCAAAAGAUGGUUCGAAUGAAUUAGGUGUCGUUCGAUUAGUAUACGUACAUCACGUGCCGUCCGCGAAGUUUAUCCCAAUUAAAAUAAUGGUCUUAGACGUAAUGUACCUCGAACGGAGGGCUGCGGUUCUUUUCAUUUGCUUUUUCUUGUCGUCUGUUUUUCUUCUCGAAAUUCGGGGACAGACGAAAACCAGUGGCGACCCGUGCACUGUCCAUCAAACGUGCGGGGCUUGUAUCAGAACUCCGAAAUGCAUGUGGUGCGGAGAAGAUAGGCAACCGAGCGAUCAUUUGGGCGUUGGUUCGCCGCCGCGAUGCGUUCGGCAGCAAGCUGCUGGUGUAAAAGGUGGAAAUUGGUGCCGUCCGGAGAUGAUUGUCGAUCAAACAAGCUCAAUGAAGAUCUUGAAAGAAUACCCUUUUUCGUCGAUAAAAGAUAAACAGGUCCAGAUAAAGCCGCAACGUAUGAAAUUGGUCAUGCGUCGUGGCGAAGAACAAACUUUCAGUGUAUACUACAAACAGGCAGAGGAUUAUCCGGUCGAUCUUUAUUUUCUCAUGGAUUUGUCCGCUUCGAUGGAAUCCGACAGAGACAAUCUAUCGCGUCUCGGACUUCAACUGGCAAAGGUCAUGAGAAGAUUGACUGCAAAUUUUCGUCUUGGUUUCGGUAGUUUUGUCGAUAAAGUCGUACUACCCAUGACGUGUACACAACCGGAAUGGGCAUCUAAGAUGUGCAAAUUGUUGAACGGCAGCGCUUGCGCGCCGUCUUAUGGGUACAAGAAUCAAAUGCCGUUAACGAAUAAUGUCAGCAAAUUUGAGGAAGAAGUUAAGAGCGCGCCAAUUUCCGGGAAUCUAGAUCUUCCCGAAGGAGGACUGGACGCUAUAAUGCAGACGAUUGUUUGCUCUAACGAAGUAGGAUGGCGAGAUCACGCUCGGCAUUUAUUGGUGUAUUCCAGUGACGAUACAUUCCACAUCGCGGGAGACGGAAAGCUCGCUGGAAUUGUGGAGCCUAACGACGAACUUUGUCACCUCGACAAAAAUGGUUUUUACACUCACGCGGAACUUCUGGACUAUCCCUCGAUUGCCCAGAUCGAAAAACAAGCCCACGAUCACAACGUGAAUAUAAUAUUCGCAGUGGUUCCCGAAAAAAGAGAUAUAUACGAGCUCUUAAGUUCCCGCAUCAAUGGCUCGUCCGUCGGGAUUCUUGACGAAAAUUCUAUGAACGUUGUUGAUCUUGUCACGGGGGAAUAUGAGAAACUUACCAACGUGGUUACCAUGGCGAGCAACGCGAGCGGUAUGCUGGAAGUGAAAUUCUUCAGCAACUGCCUCGAAACUGACUCGAAAAAAAAGCCGCAAGAAAGAAACCAGUGCAGUGGAGUCCGAGUGGACACAAUACUGAAAUUCGACGUUACCAUAAAGGCCACCGAUUGUCCGGAAAAUCCAGAAGACUGGCGUCAGACCAUCGAAAUAAAACCUCAAGCAGUUAACGAACGGCUGAUCGUGGAUGUCGAAGUGAUCUGCGAUUGUCCGUGUUCGAGACCAGGUCAUCAGAAUUUUAUUCCGAAAUCCGACAAAUGCAACGGAAACGGAAAUCUGACGUGCGGGACGUGCGCUUGCGACGAGGGAUACUUUGGAAAACAAUGCGAUUGUCUAGGGGAUAACGUCGCCGUCCAGUCCGCAGAGACGAUGGUGUGUCGUGGCGACAAAUCUACGACAGCUAAGGUAUGCAGCGGUCACGGAGCCUGCGUUUGCGGAGCCUGCAGCUGCUACGCCGGACCGAAAGAAGGGGAGAAAUUUUACGGGGAAUUUUGUCAGUGCGAUAAUUUUUCGUGCCCUCGAUCCGGUGGACAGGUUUGCGGUGGUCCAGAUCGAGGACGUUGCGAUUGUAAAUCCUGCGUAUGCCAAUCGGGAUGGGGAGGAGAAGCUUGCGAUUGCAGGACAACGAAUUCCACCUGUUAUCCCCCUGGAGAAAAUAGCAAAAUUUGCAGCGGUUUUGGGGACUGUAUUUGCGGGCAAUGCGUCUGCGAUAAAACCGAAGGAAGAGGCGGACAAUUCUGCGAAGAGUGUCCGACGUGUCCCAACCAACGUUGCGACGAAUUGAAAGACUGCGUGGAAUGUUUCGCUUAUCAAGAGGGACCCGAAUUCGACCUGGGACCCGAUUGCCCGAGGUGUUUGAACAUCGAUGUCGAGACUGUCGACAAACUCAGCGAAGAUCCCAAUGCCUACAACAAAGAUACCCACGUUUGUCCGAUGCCGGAUUCUUCGGGAGGCACCUUCAUUUUCAUAUACACAACGACCAGGGGCGACACGAGCAUAACCGAAGUCACGGCGGAGAAAGAAAAGAAGCAUCCGGCCCCCACAGUCAGCGCUUACAGCGUUGCAGGGGGCGUAAUCGGACUGACAUUGUUUUUGGGUCUUCUGGGACUUUUGAUUUGGAAAAUUCUGACCAUGUUCCACGAUCACAGGGAAUGGGUGAAAUUUGAGAAAGAAAGAGUCAGCGCCAACUGGGGAAGGGGCGAGAAUCCGCUGUUCAAGGCGCCAACUUCAACAUUUAAUAAUCCAACGUUCGGCGAGAAUACUAAAAGCUAGUUUGAAAUAUGAAAUCCUAUGAAAAUAAAAAGAACUAACAUUACGGUAGUAAUUUAUGUAAUAUACUAUGCAAACAACGUUUCUGUACUAAAC
Messenger RNA from Athalia rosae (coleseed sawfly), 2715 nucleotides. Its product is annotated as integrin beta-PS-like. Gene Ontology annotation, molecular function: integrin binding. Gene Ontology annotation, biological process: cell adhesion mediated by integrin; cell-matrix adhesion; integrin-mediated signaling pathway. Gene Ontology annotation, cellular component: focal adhesion; cell surface; integrin complex. NCBI's taxonomy places the organism in Eukaryota, Metazoa, Arthropoda, Insecta, Hymenoptera, Athaliidae. The record is from RefSeq and is a predicted model, not a curated record. The transcript is spliced from 14 exons. Bases 130 to 2622 code for a protein of 830 amino acids.